Papilio machaon (common yellow swallowtail) is the source of this 1860-nucleotide messenger RNA. RefSeq lists its product as uncharacterized. The transcript has a single exon. The record is from RefSeq and is a predicted model, not a curated record. Gene Ontology annotation, molecular function: nucleic acid binding. Gene Ontology annotation, biological process: DNA integration. Bases 1 to 1860 code for a protein of 619 amino acids. NCBI's taxonomy places the organism in Eukaryota, Metazoa, Arthropoda, Insecta, Lepidoptera, Papilionidae.
AUGAGCACAUUGUUAAAUCCAUUGUAUAAGUUAUUGGCGAAAGGUAGCAAAUGGUGUUGGAAUAGGGAUUGCGAGCGGGCAUUUGAAGCGGUUAAAGAGAAGCUGGUUAGCGGGCCCGCGCUCGCGCACUACUCGCCUACGUUACCGCUGGUACUCGCCGUAGACAGCAGCGCAUACGGUCUGGGCGCCGUGCUGGCGCAUCGCAUGCCCGACGGCAGCGAGCGAAUCGUUAGCUGCGCUUCGCGCACACUCACUGAUGCGGAGCGGCGCUACAGCCAGAUCGACAAAGAAGCAUUGGCGAUAGUUUACGGGGUAAGCAGACACCAUCAAUAUUUGUUUGGACGUAAAUUUACUCUUCGGAGCGAUCACAAGGCACUCACAUACAUCUUCGGACCGAAACACGGCAUACCACAAACGGCGGCUAGUCGACUGCAGAGGUAUGCUGUUCGUCUGGCGGCAUACGACUUCGACAUCGUCUUUGUAUCGACAGAUAAAAAUGGCAAUGCCGAUGGCUUGUCCCGUCUACCUCAGCCAGCGUCCAGUAAGUCGAGGGAGGAGGACGACGCCGCGACUUACUUACAUUUCGUAGAAGACAGUUUCCCUCUUAGCCACAGGGACGUGGCAAAAGAUACGGCGAAAGAUGUCAUAUUAAGAAAGAUAUAUGGAUAUAUCGUGAGCGGUUGGCCACACCAGACCGAAAUUGAAGGCGAGAAGCCAUAUUUUCAUCGUAAAGAGGAGUUACACGUCGAUCAUGGAUGCAUUGUGUGGGGGUACCGGGUGGUCAUACCGGGUACUUUGCGCAAACAAAUAGUGGAGGAGGUCCACGCAGGCCACAUGGGCAUGGUGAGAAUGAAGCAAAUUGCUCGCGGCUACGUGUGGUGGCCGCGACUCGACGCGGAGCUGGAGGAACGCGCACGCACGUGCGCCGUGUGCCGCGAUCAGAGGGACGCGCCGCCACGCGCCACGCCCGUGCCCUAUGCAUGGCCCUCGGAACCGUGGACCCGUUUACACGCGGACUUCCUACAACAUGGUGGUCGACAUUACUUACUCGUCAUCGACGCUCAUUCUAAGUGGAUCGAGAUAUUCCAUAUGAGUGGCGGGACAUCUGCGUCUUCGGUGGAAAAUAAAUUCAGAGAAUUAUUCGCUAGAUUUGGUCUUCCUAGACAAAUGGUUACGGAUGGAGGGCCACCUUUCACUUCUCGUGAAUUUGAGGAGUUUUUGAAGAAAAAUUGUGUAGACCAUAUCGUGACGGCACCGUACCAUCCGUCAAGCAAUGGGGCGGCAGAAAAUGCAGUGAAGACCGUGAAAAAGGUCAUCAAGAAAGCUCAAUUAGAGGGCGAAAAUAUCGAUCGCGCGUUAAGCAAAUUUUUAAUGCAGUAUCGCAACAGUACACACUGCAGCACGCAACGCGAACCUGCUGUGGCCAUGAUCGGACGGAGGCUGCGCACGCGUCUGGAUCUGCUGCGGCCUGCUGCCGCCACCGGCGAGGCCGUGGCGCGCGCGCAAAGCAAGCAGCGGCAGCACGCGGGGGGAAGCGCGCGCGUCCUCGCUGUCGGCGACGCCGUACUCGUUAAGAAUUACGGGAGAGGAGAUAAAUGGAUGGAGGGCAUAGUGACAGAACGCACGGGCAAGGUUACCUAUGCGGUUAAUACAGGUGAUAAGAUAAAUACCCGCCAUAUUGAUCAAAUAAUUCCUAAGAAAAAUUCUCGUCACUCUUGGCAUGUUCCUAUUCAAAAUGAAACGAAUGAAGAUAGUGAGCGUUCGAACGUACAGGUGGACGACAUUGCUGAAACGGGAGUACCAGGGGCAUCAAUGUUGUUCCUAUUCGACAUCAUCCGCAUGAAAUUCCAUACAUUUUAA